AUGGCGGGCAGCGGAUUUGAAUCCUUUAACUCCAGAUCCGUUGACCCCAAACUCAUUCCACGCGGCCCCGAGAAGAAGAUGGUCGUCCGGCUUGCGCUCCGCCGCUCCCGGGAAGACGCCCGUGCGAGGCAGCGCUUGGACUUCUUCCGUCGAGUAUCCAUUGCGUCCGCCCAAAUGACGCAUAGAUCCGGCGCUUGGUGUCCAUCGACUCAAACAUGGUGCGGCGUGCGUGCCGUGCGAGGCAAGGCGAGGGAGGCAGCGACGGUAGCCCUCGCGGCAGUGGACGUCGGCGCGGUGGAGUCGCAUUCUCCGACGCCCCGUAUGGUGCACCAAUCCCGGCGUCACAACCGCGUCGUGGUGGAUGUUGCUGGCUUAUCUCAGGACGGAUCCAUCAUCGACCGGAUGUACAUCGGCACCACGACGGAGCGAGGAUGUCCAAACAGAGUUGCCCCUUCGCGAGCUCGCUCCCGCGCCGAUCUGGAGAAGUUGGAGACGAGAAGACGGCCAUGCCACUGCCCCGAGGAGCUCGCCGUCGCUAAGAUGGAAAACUCAUAUGAGUUGGACUCACAGAUCAACAACUCCUCAUUUCUGGACAUGAUGAAUGUAGGAUCGAGUGACACAAAUUGUUAUGGAACAGCAGAUUGUAGCCCACUUGCGGAACAAGUGACGAUGCCUCCACAAAAGGGGCGGAAAUCUGCGAAACCAAAAUCAGCAAAAGGAGCCUCCACAAAAGGGAAAAAUUGGUCAACUGCUGAGGACUUGGUGUUGAUUCAAGCAUGGGCAAACACUAGUCUGGAUGCGGUGACCGGGACCAAUCAGAAUUUAAGUACAUAUUGGGGUAGGAUUUCAGAUCACUACGACGCUCACAAAAAACCGUCAUGGCCGGGGCGUGGUUCUAAUGGACUCACCUGUCGUUACAACGUUAUUUCAACGCUCACGAGCAAGUUCUGUGCAUGUAUUCAACAUAUAUUAAAUAGAAAUUGCAGCAGAAUGACUCUCUUUGAUAAGGAAAGAGAUGCACACCGCAUGUACAUUGAACUGGAUGAGAAAAAGAAGCCAUUUACAUUAAUGCAUUGCUACAUAAAGUUUGAGAAGUAUCCAAAGUGGCAGACACGUCCGCUUCCUCAGAAGAAACAAAAGAAGACCUCGGAUGCAAGUCCGGGUACAACCUUCAACGAUGAAGACUUCGGCACAUGCACUGAUGCUCUUGAAGAAGAGCUAAGACCUCCUGGUACGAAGCAUGACAAGAAUGAACGUUUGAGAAAAGGUAAAACGGGAUUGCAGAACUCCAAAGGCUCGUUCCAUAUCCUUUCUAGCCGCCUCUUGCCUUUGGGCAAAAUGUUUCUUCUUUCUUGUUUCUAGCCGCCUCUUGCCUUCUUCCACAUCCUUCGCCGAAAUAAGUUUUCGGGAUAGCGAGGACUUUCUUUGAAGUAGUCAUUUCAUAGUAGAACAAAUCCUGCAUCUCUUGCUCGAUUGAUUGUCUGACGUCCAUGCUUGGAACCGCC
Triticum aestivum (bread wheat) is the source of this 1505-nucleotide messenger RNA. RefSeq lists its product as uncharacterized. Lineage: Eukaryota; Viridiplantae; Streptophyta; Magnoliopsida; Poales; Poaceae. The transcript has 4 exons. The coding region runs from base 1 to 1362 and encodes 453 amino acids. The record is from RefSeq and is a predicted model, not a curated record.